This is a messenger RNA of Megachile rotundata (alfalfa leafcutting bee), 3817 nucleotides long. RefSeq names its product vreteno (gene vret). Lineage: Eukaryota; Metazoa; Arthropoda; Insecta; Hymenoptera; Megachilidae. The record is from RefSeq and is a predicted model, not a curated record. Gene Ontology annotation, molecular function: RNA binding.
UUCAUAUUUAUGCAUUUUUCUAAUUUAUGAUUCGAUGUGAAUUUUCGACAUUUUCUGCACGUUCGAAUAGUAAUUCGGCAUAACACGUGGAGACGUGGAGUCAUUGAUGGUAUUGCUCGAGAUCUUUUUCUUAUACCUAAUUAAGUAUUAUCAAGAACGAAUUAAAUGAUGGCGCAUUAUGAAAUUGAUAAACUUACGAAAAAUGUAUCAUCCAACAGCGGCGAAUUCACAUUAUACGUGAAUAACUUACCCAACGAAUUAAAUGAACAUGGUUUGAUGCAAAUCUUCAAUCAUUAUGGCUAUGUAAAAGGACACUUUUAUCGUCCAAAUGCCAGCUGGGCUUUUAUUACUUAUAAUACAUACCAAGAAGCAGAAAAUGCGAUAAAAGAUUUACAUGAUGUAUUACCAUUACGCUUAAAAGUAUCAUUUGCCAGAGAAAAGGCAUCUAAUGAAAUACAGUUUCCGAAGGGAUCUGAUUCUGAACAUGUUAUAGAAUCUCACGAUGACAAAAGCAUAAAAAAUACUAAUUAUGCAAGAAAUGUUCCUCUGCAAGCAAAAGGACGAGGUAAACUUUUAGAUAUAGUUAAAAAAGCGGAACCAGGAUUACCCACAUGCACAUACACAACUGACAAUGAUUUAUUAUAUCCAUAUCCUCCAGAUCCAUAUACAUAUAAUCCGUAUGAAAAUACAGAUCCUUAUGGAAGUACCAAUGCAUUAUGGACAAGAGGUCAACUAACUAUUACACAAGAUGGGAAAAGACAUGUCUCAUUAGGUAGGGGCUAUACAAUGUAUGAAGUCCCAUAUCCUGAACCUGAAAUUCAAAAUCAUAUUCAGAAAGUAUAUGAAAAACGUACUAAUGGAUUGUAUGAGUAUGGCAGAGACACAUUACAAGAUGCAAUUGGGAAUUGUAAAAAAUGUCUUAGAAAAACAAAAUUUACCUGUGAAAGAUGUCACACCUACUAUUGUGGUAGAACUUGUCAAAUUUCUGAUUGGCAGCAGCAUAAAAUGGAAUGUCAAAGUAUACCAGUCCUAGUGCCAGCAACAGCGCAUUCUACACCUAUAUCACGACCGAAUAAUGAAGAACAAACGCCUUCUAGGAAUAUCACUCGUGUUCAAGUACCUCUUCGACAACCGAAAAAACUAAUGAACGCAAUAACAUCUUCAAACGAAAAUAUUAAUACCGUUACAAGAAAUGAACGCAAGAAUAAUAUAAUUUCGGCAAAUGCUAAUCAUGUUGUAGAUCAUAAAAAUGAAGAAGAAAAAAAACCAACUCUUGCAUAUAAUAAAAUUAACUCUCCAUCUAAACAAGUUGAUAAUGAUAAACAGUUGAAAACUGAUAAUAAAUCAAUCCCAUUAAAUUCUAUUAGUCAUAUGAGAAAACCACUUGAAAAACAGAAUGAUACUGAAAACUCAGAAAAAUGUGCCAAGAAGCCACAAACUUUAGGUGUAACUGAUGUAAAGAAGAUAGAGGAGGAUAUAGCUUUUUCUGAAUAUACAUUUUUAUCAAAAUCUAAAUUUUCCGACGUAAGAAUAAUCAUAAAGUCAGAUCGUGAAUAUUGGAUUCAAAAGGUGACAGACGAUAAUGAUCUUAUACAAUUAAUGAAUGAUUUACAACAUGAGGCAGAAAAUGCACAAAAAGUUGAAGCAACAGUCGGUGUUCUUUGUGCUGCACAAUACGAAAAUGUUUGGCACAGGGCUAUGGUUACAGCAUUGGAUCCUUUAAAAGUACAUUAUAUAGAUUACGGCAACGUUGAGAUUGUAAAAACAAACGAUCUGCGUGAAAUUAAUAAGUUUAAACAUAUCCCAAGAUUUUGUGCUAAAAUUCGUUUGUCAGAAAAGGCAAACAAAAAACAUAAAGACCUCAAAUAUGAGGACGUAAUAUCAGUAAAGAUGAUAUCAGUGGAUUCAAAUAAAGUUAUUAAUGUUGAAGUUGAAGGAGAGAACGAUAUAUUGACACCAGAAGUAACUCCGACAAAAACUCCGAUAAUACAUACUUCAACAACCGCAGAAACUAAGAAUAAUAAAACUUUGGAUUCGCAAAAAGUUCCCAGUAAUAAAGAAGUGUCAAGUCCAGUAAGCAACUUAAAAAGUAUAGUGGACACUAUGUGUGUCGGAGACAUAGGCAUUUUAGAAAUUCAUGCAGAAUUAAGUAAAAAUACUUACAGUAUAACGUUAUUACCGCAUAAUGCGAUAUCCGAUUAUGAGAAACUCUUAAAUGAUUUACCUGCAAUGUGUGCAGAAAUAGCAGACAAAUCAGAUCAUAGACCACAGAUAAGAGAUUUAAUAUGUGGCCAAAGACUAGAUGGUGAUUGGCUCAGAGGAUAUGUUUUAUCCCUUGAAACUCCAUUGAAAAUGGCAACAGUAGAUGAAGCUAGGAUGACUGUAAUUAAUAAAUCUGUACCAUGUUCUGAAAAGUUUUUAAAUAUUUGUGCAUUUGGUGCAGUGUGUGAAAUAAUUGAUGCUAAACACAAAUUCAAUGAAAGAGGUCACUAUGAGUUUAAAGUGACAGCACAGAAAAUUGAUAAAAAAGAUGGAAUUGAAAUAGAGCUAACAAAAGAACAAGAUACAAUAAAAGCUGUUGUGAAGCCUUGGACACCACUACCUGAACAGAAAGGAUUACAAUAUGCUGAAUUAAAAAGUGGAAGCGAGGUAUGCUUAACUGCUUUUCGAAGUCAUACGAAUUUAUUCGCCCGGUCUUUAAGCACUCCAGAAUUAGAACAUUAUAAUCGCAUUAUGCAAAGUGUUGCAAAGUGUGCUCAAACAGCUCCAUCUUUGAAAGAAUUACCAGUUGUUGGGCAAAUGGUAAUAGCUCAGUAUACUGAUGAUAAUUAUUAUCGUGCUAUUGUUACUAAAGUACAAGAUGAGAAAGUUGCAAUUUCUUACGUUGAUUUUGGAAACGUGGACAUCACAAACAUAAAAAAACUUAAAAUUUUAAGCGAUGAUUUAAAGCAGCUUCGAUCUUGCACAAGUAAGAUCGUUUUAAAAGAUGUUUCUCAAGAUGUUCCUAUGACUCAAAGAGUAAGCAACUAUCUCAGCUGUUUAGUAGGAACUGAAGUUCCUUUAACAUGUACCUUUGAUGGAAUACCUUCUAAAGAUGGUGUGUAUCUUAAAUUACACGAUGGAGGUUGUGUUAAUACAAUAAUAAAUGAAAUGAUAGCACCGCCAACACCAAAAACUGCAGAGGAAGAUAAAACAUGCUAUAUGAUAAAUGAUAUAAACGUAGUUAGCUUAGGAAAUGUUGGAGACACCAUUGAAGUUCUUGUGUUACACAGUAUCGAGGAUGGUUACAAGUAUACAGUGUGUCCAGUAGAUUAUGAUUUAAUAACUCAUGUUUACGAUAUAAUGCCUAAACAGAUGAAAACAUAUUGCGAAGCAAGCGAAUACUAUAUUCCUCGUGAGAAAGAGCUUUGUCUAGCACUUUACGAAGGUGAGUGGUACCGUGCAACUUGUAUCAGUCGCAGCGAAACGAUUACGACAAGUUCUGUUUUCUUCAUCGAUUACGGAAACGUUGAGAAUGUUGAUCAUAAAAAUAUAAGACUUAUGCCAAAAGAUUUUAUUACUCCCGAUGCGCUUGCAAGUAUUUGUAAUAUAAUCAAUGCAGGGCCGACUGAUAGUAAUGGACGAUAUUCUACUGAAGUGGAAAACAAGAUUUGUAAGUUUCUUGUUCCUUCUGAAUGCAUUAAAAUUAAAAUCAUCGAAUGUGAUGAAGAAGCUGGCAUGUAUAAGGUGGAGUUAAUUAAUUUAAACUGACUGGCAGCUAUAAGAGACAUAUAAUAUGAAUCUCUUAUAUAAUAUAAAAGAAAUUUGAAGAAUUUUA